Molecule: messenger RNA, 2981 nt
Organism: Geodia barretti
Lineage: Eukaryota; Metazoa; Porifera; Demospongiae; Tetractinellida; Geodiidae
Source: the annotation of a GenBank genome assembly
AGGUGCAUGUGUAAAAGUAAGUGUCACUGGGAGCUAGCUAGCUAGCUUCGGAUCGGAUAUUCUGUUCGAGGCUGAACGUCGUACUCGUGUAACGAACUCCCUGACGUUGGCCAGCGAUGCUGACACGGAGGGUCUUCUUUCUGGUUUUGACCAUCACUGCAGUAAGCCUGAUCCCUGUCAUUGUGAACCUGAGUGAGCAGGAGAGCCUUGUGUUGGGGGAGAGCAGUCACUGGCUGGUGGGACACGACAGAUCACUUCUUGUUGUAGUCUAUCCCAAAGACACUGUCAGAGAAGACCUCAGUGAGAGAGUAUGGUCUAAACACGGUGCGGAAGAUAAAACUGUGGAGAACGUCUCAGAAGAGCGAGGAACCGUCUCAAAAGAGCGAGGAACCGCCUCAAAAGUGCAAGGAACCGCCUCAAAAGAGCAAGGACCCAUCUCAAAAGAGCAAGGACCCGUCUCAAAAGUGCAAGGAACCGUCACACCAGAAAAAACUGCUCUAAGCUCACUGCAAGAGAGAAUACACGGUUUAGCUGAAAACAGAAUUAUGAAGCAAGACUACUCUAUUAGACCCAGCGAUUCAAAUACGGAAGAAACUCCUGACAAUAACGCAGAGCAGCAAGUAGAAAUAGCUGCGCGUAGCACGGUGCUAGAAAGAAAACACAAACACGAUUCGUUGGUCGAUGAUGUUCUGAAGCUAAACAGAUCUCCUGUUGACUCACAUACUGUGGAUAAACGUCUUGAAAUAUCUCACGAGCAAAGGGCACACGAUUUACAGGCCAGUAUUACUCCAAACCACAAAGACCCAAAGAUAUUGCCUGUUGAAUCAACAACAGGAAAACCAUCAGGAGAGGAUCUUAGUACUGAGAAAGCUGUUCCUGACCCAUUACACCCAAAACGAGCACAUGGUGUGUUGGAGAGUGAGAAUCUGCAUCAGGAAGGUUUGAAGAAGCAUCCAGUUGACCCAACAAAUGAAAAACUCCGUGAGUCUGAAGUGCAAAUGAGCCACAAAUCUACUCACAAAGUAAGUAGUAGAGUAGCGACUCGAACAUAUGCCACACAAACCAUUCCUACACAUAAACCAAAGAGGGUGCAGGUUGCCCAAGAGCAAAGCACGAACAGCAGAGUUCCUGCUGAACCAAGGACACUUCAGCCUCAACCGCAAGUCAUUAAAAUCUCUAGCAACAGAGUAGACGACAAAGUGUUGGCUCCAAGUAUUGCUACACCAGUAGUCCAAGGUCGCAAUCACCCCGAAUGGCAGCCAUAAGCCAAAAGACUUACAAACAUAAUAAAACGUUGGACUUUAAGUUUCCGAAACCAGACAUGCUCUACAGCAAAACACCCUGCACUUUGACAAACGUCAGUAAUUUCCCGGUUGAGAGACCCAGGGACGACAAUGCCCAUGAACUUGAGCUGGUCGAGCAGAACCUCCAAAAGUGUUUGAAAGCUGCAGAGCUGACUGAGUACUUUGACGAGAAGAACUAUAUCGCCCGGGCGAUGAAGAACGCGGCUCAUUUUCUCCUGCUCAUGCGGGGUGUUGUUACUGCCGACUACUCAGCAAACCACACCAACAUGCCGUACUGGAAGUCGCAAUUUCGCCUAAACCGUUGCAUUGGUAGAAAUGUUGAAGGUCAUAUAGGUCACCAGCCCUUUUCCUUUGCGGGUAACUUGCUCACGCCUCAACUACAGCACACUAUCCACUUUGGCUAUGCCGGGAGAGUCCACUCUCCUUCAAUGUGUCUCCCCUCCAUAUUUGUGGCCGGAUUCCCCAAGUGUGGGUCCUCGUUUGUCUACUGUCUCGUCCAGCGACUGUAUCAGUACAAGAAGUGGAAGUUUAUACUGCAACAGCCAGAGAAAGAGCCUCAUUUCUGGGUACCUGGCGGUCCGGCCUACCACCAUCUCAACCCUCACGACCUCGGCGAUGUGUCCCGCUACAUGUUAAACUUUCUUCCCCGUGCCAUUGGAAAUACUAGUUUCAGUGUUCCCAUCGAUGCUUCCCCAAACACUCUAUUCCAGUGGCCUCGAUAUUCGCUCAAUGACACUCUGGAAAACUACUGUCUCGUGCCGUCGGUCCUUCCCCUCAUCUUACCCCGUGCAAAGUACAUAGUGGUACUGCGUGAUCCAGUCACAAUGCUCUACUCUGCCUUCUGGUUCUCGACCUCUGCCCACUGCAAAUCCCUCAAUCGUACGGAGCAAGUGCGAGCACCGGAUGACUUCCACUUCAGAGUGCUCCAAAAGAUCAGAUCAUACGAGUUUUGCACCCGUUUCAAGCCAGUGGAUGCGUGUUUCGAGGUACUCUACCCUCCGAUUACGGGACCAGUUAAAUACGGGUCGUCUCAGUGUGGAAGAGUGAGGCUGGAAGUUGGUUUUUACUACUACUACAUUCGGCGGUGGCUGGCAGUCAUUCCGAGAGAACAGUUCCACUUUAUGACGACAGAGGAGCUGAAGAAGGAUUACCAUGUUGCAGCCCAAAAUCUCAGUGACUUUUUGGACCUUGGUCUAGACAUAAUCAAACGUCCGUUUGUGAAAGUGAACGACAAACAUUGCAAGAAUGUUCAAUCGACUUUUGAUUAUCGGACUGAUACUGAACUCCAGAUGAGAAACGACACCAAGAGACUCCUCUACAAGUUCUUUGACCCAAUGAACCAAAAACUGGCCAAGCUACUUAAUGACUCGAAAUUUCUUUGGAAACUCCAAGAAUAGUGUUUUCAUUUUUCAAUCGUUCUCAGUUGCAUGUGCACAAAAAAGCAUAGUGAACUUUCUAGCACUAAAUUGAGCUCACUGAGUUGCCUCAUCUACUGCCACUAUGGUAGCCAUCAUACAAAGUGGGUUGGUUUGUGUGGAGAGACUGAUAUGGAGAGGGAGGGUGUGUGUGUGGUGUGUUUAGAAGGAAGAGAGGUUGAGAACUGGUUGUUUCUCCGUGUAUUCUCUCUUAGGAUUUUCUAUUGUAUUAUCACUUGCGUUUUUAGUAUCAUCUAACUAU